This is a messenger RNA of Sycon ciliatum, 2690 nucleotides long. RefSeq names its product protein GUCD1-like. The record is from RefSeq and is a predicted model, not a curated record. The transcript is spliced from 8 exons. Bases 437 to 1195 code for a protein of 252 amino acids. Lineage: Eukaryota; Metazoa; Porifera; Calcarea; Leucosolenida; Sycettidae.
GUCAGGUUGUUGUUUAUGAAUUUUUCCUCCAUCAGCACGAGUAAGACGACAUGCUCUUCUUCGUUCUCCUUGGGAGUAUUUGAAGAACAUCUGCACGAGCAAAGUCGCAUGUGUAAAGUAAAGGACAGUAAUAGUAAUACGCUGGUCGCAAUCUUUCUCUGGCUUUCAGCUGUCAGGAAACAGUGGCCGAAUAAUUUAUUGACAGAGUUUGAAUGAUCUGAGAGACUUUACUGGACUGUGCAAGUGGAAACGUAAAACAUUAAAUUUUGUUUGACAACUACUACGCAUUGUAGGAGAGCUAGAGUGGUACUUUUUCCUGGUCUCGUUUUCGUCAUUCUAAAAUCUUCCGGAUUUGCGCAGAGUGCUGUGAUAGUGAUACUCUUGAAAGUGUGCCCUGUCCUACUUGCAUGCCACAUUGCGUGGUUCAACACUCGCGAUGGCCGAGGACAAGCCAGAGAGGUCGAGAGCAGCGAAUGUUGUCGAUGGCAAAGGGAGUGAAGGCGAAGACAGCAGUAGCAGCGGUGUCCUUCUCGACAUGUCAUUGUUGAAGCAGACAGAGAACUGGGACUGUGGAAUUGCAUGCUGUGCCAUGGCUCUCCGUUACUACGGUCAGGAUGUUAGCCUGAAGACGCUGAAGGUGCAGAGUUUCGACAUUGGCAUGACCAAGAGUACAUGGACUGUUGAGCUAUGCUAUCUACUGCACCUGAAUAGUGUGAGAAAUCGCUAUCACACCAGCAGCAUUUGUGUCAACCCGGAGCUCGGAAAGGAGGACUACUACGCAAAGAGCUUUGUGGAUGACACUGCCCGAAUCAACAAGCUGUUUGAUCGGGUGAACGAGCUCGGCCUGCAAGUAUCACAAAGGGAGCCCCCGCUGGAGGACUUGGUAGCCCACCUGGACCAGUGCAGACCUCUUAUUGUGCUGGUCAAUGCCAUGCUUCUUACCUGCAAACACUGUGCGGCAUCUGAGUGUGCACACUCUGCCGAUAGCAGAUCAACAGCUCCGUAUCUCGGUCACUACAUAGUGGUCAUUGGAUGUGACCAGUCAAACGAUGUCAUACACUAUCUUGAUCCAUCGCCACGCAGAUGCAAUCACCCUUGCUCCAUCACGGUCAAGAUCUUCGAAGAAGCGAGAGCAGCAUUCGGGACCGAUCUUGACACAAUCUUUCUCGACGGUUGCUUGGCAUCGGUGCCCUGACAAACCAUCUGCACUCGGCAAACACAAACGACAUCUGCCUUGCACUGGACUCACCCAAUCGUCAAAAGAGCGACAACUAGGGUUAGUGGUUGUCUGACCUCGCUUUGUUUUGAUAAAUUCGUCGGCAUCCUCUGCUGCUAUGUGCCUAUGUAGCUAGCUGUACCCUCAACGUCUUGCUGGUCACAGUUCACCUGGAGCUCUGAUAUUAUCCACAGCAUGUGCGCAGCUAUGAUGUCAUCCAUAGUAUGCAGCUGUGAUAUCACCCACACCCUGUGUGCACCUUUGACAUCAGCCACAGCAUGCAUGCAGCUAUGACAUCAUCCACAGCAUACGUGCAGCUAUCACAUUGCCCACAGCUUGUGUGUGCAGCUAUGACGUCAGCCACAGCAUGCGUGCAGCUAUGAUAUCAGCCACAGCAUGCGUGCAGCUAUGAUAUCGGCAAAUGCAUGCCGGGAGCACGGCCCUUGGUACACCAGACUCCAGACAGUUUGCGCCCGUCAUGCUUGGCAACUUCUUAGCUCAGUGUACACUGGACAAGAUCUCUAAAAGCACUUGCCAUCGUCCUCCCAAUGGCCAUUGCGACUUGCACUGUUCGUUGUGAAAUGGCAGCGUUGAUAUCGGACUAGAACCCUGGUUCUGUGCUUGCCUGUGAGCUUGUUUCCACCUUUGCAGCAGCGGACGUGCACAGCUCUGCAUUGAAUUUGUUGUGCUUUGCUAUGUCUCCUUGACUGAACGUCUCUCAAUUUGGCUGGCCGUUUACGGCGUCGUAGUCAAGUUGUGUUUGGUGCGCAGCCCCAUCCAGUCUGAGUCAAAAACAGUUCGGGUCAAUGCCGUCGGGUGUGGACUCGCCUCGUACCAUCAUUCCAUCAAACCUAUGAUGCCAUUGGCCCACCUGAUGAUGUCACUGGCCCAACCGAUGAUGUCACUGGCCCAGCCGAUGAUGUCACUGGCCCAAAUGAUGAUGUCAUCCGUAUGAGUGGCUGGAACAUGUUUGCAGUGUGGAUGACAGCAGCAGCAGCACUGCUACAUGGAUGCACACCACGUCCACCACCGCCUCAAGCAAACACUGUGUAGAGAGUAUUACUACACCAAUUACCAUUACAAUCAGCACAACCAUACAGUUUAGUUAGCGGUGUAUGAUGCCGAUACGCUCAUACAUCGGUUGUCCGGACACCGACGUUACGGGGACACUUCGGUCUACCGAACACCCUUUGGGCGAAUUUCAGUGGAAAUAUGACCAAUCUUUUGUCACUUUUUGUGGAAAUAGUGACGCCGCAUGCUAUAUCUAUGGCCUAUCCCCAUCAAAAUGUGCGUGAUUCGGAGUUCCAUCACUUUGACUCCAUACCCAGUUUGCAUUUAUGGUUAACAUGAUUGUGCUUGGCUGUUUCUGCUGUUGGCAUGAGAGGAUUGCAAAUUCGUGUGCUGAUGCCGAUGGCGAUUAGCCUGCACCCGUGGAGUUUGCCUGGAGUGGUGUGUGCGCCCUCCUUGUCUUUGA